Cuscuta campestris is the source of this 1712-nucleotide messenger RNA. The record is from the annotation of a GenBank genome assembly. NCBI's taxonomy places the organism in Eukaryota, Viridiplantae, Streptophyta, Magnoliopsida, Solanales, Convolvulaceae.
CCAUCAUCAAUGCCAUCUAUGUAUGCUUCAACCACACCCACUACACUCAAGAAACCUCACCACACCACUGUCAUCUCCACUGUUCACCUCAAAAUGUGGCCUCUGCUUCUCCUCCUCUUCCAAGCCACCGCCUCCGCCGCCGUGACUGUCGGCGGCGGGGGCUUCGGAGUGGGAAUCGGCGGCGGCGGGGGCGUCUGGAUUGGCAGUGGCGGCGGCGGUGGCGGAGGUUCUGGUGGCUCUGACCCAAACCUCCAAAAGGCCUACACAGCUCUGCAAGCUUGGAAAUCAGCAAUUUCAAGUGACCCAUUGGGGAUCUUGAAGUCAUGGGUUGGCCCAAAUGUGUGCAGCUACAAUGGAGUCUUCUGCUCCUCAUCAGAAGAAGGCGAUUCUUUCUCUCAGUCUAAUGGGGUUGUGGUUGUUGCAGGUAUAGAUCUUAACCAUGGUAAUCUUCAAGGAACCCUAGUAAAGGAGCUGUCUUUAUUGACAGAUCUUUCUCUCCUUCAUCUCAACACCAACAGAUUCUCAGGACAAAUCCCAGAUUCAUUUUCAGACCUGAAAUCACUCACAGAGCUUGACCUGAGCAACAACCAGUUCUCAGGCCCAUUCCCAUCUUCCAUCCUCCUUGUCCCCAAUCUCAUCUACUUGGACCUCAGAUUCAAUGCCUUCUCAGGACCCAUCCCAGAGGAGCUCUUCACCAAGAAUCUUGAUGCCAUUUUCCUCAACAACAACCGGUUUACCGGGGAACUGCCCCAGAAUCUUGGGAAUUCCCCUUCAUCAGUCAUAAACCUUGCCAACAAUGGGUUCUCUGGUGAGAUCCCCUUCAGUCUGGGGUAUGCAGGCUCAAGGAUCAAAGAAAUCUUGUUCUUGAACAACCAGCUGACCGGGUGCAUCCCAGAGGGGGUCGGGCUGUGGACCGAUUUGCAGGUCCUCGACGUGAGCUACAACUCCCUGGGGGGCAGGCUGCCCGAAUCGAUGUCGUGCCUGACCGAGAUCGAAGUGCUCAACUUGGGGCACAACAGGCUGAUGGGCGAGCUCGACGAGCUCGUCUGCUCCCUGAGGAGCCUUGUGAACUUGACACUGGCCAGCAAUUUCUUCUCUGGGUUGAGCCAAGAAUGCAAUCAGUUGCCUUUGCGCAAUGUUGGGUUCGAUUUCUCAUUCAAUUGUAUUCCAGGGAGGCAAAUGCAGAGGCCCCAACCGGAUUGCUCAGGGAUUCGCGGAGGUAGUUUGAGCUGUCUUAGAUUCCCUUCAGUGGUGAAACCCAUUGUUUGUGGGGCACUGCUUGGUGGUCAGGCCACCCUCUCCAGCCCUCCUCCUCCUCCCAGUUGAGUGAAAUUCUACUGUAAGACUGACUGUGUCUUCAAGAAAGAAAGAAUUGAGAUUCUUGGACCUCAGAAUUGUGCUGCUACAAAUGUUCUUUUUUGUUGUUGUAAAGCAUAUCGAUUCAGAUGAGUUGUAUUAAGGAUUAUGGCUAAUACUGUUAAUACAACUCGUCUGAAUUGAUUACGAGGUUGAUAUCAACUAGCAGAUCUCCGGCCUCAAUUUCAACCCAUUUGAAAGCCUCAUUAUUAUUGUAAGCUUGCGUAGCGGUCAUGGCGUCUUGGCCUAUUUCUUGAAGAUGAAAAUGCAUAUAAACGUAAAAGCCAUUUUGGUGUUUUGUGUUACAAUCUGUGUUGCCCAUGUUGGUGGCGUUCAAUUAAACUUGUUGUAGGCUA